Molecule: messenger RNA, 2169 nt
Organism: Sporothrix schenckii 1099-18
Lineage: Eukaryota; Fungi; Ascomycota; Sordariomycetes; Ophiostomatales; Ophiostomataceae
Product: Fungal Zn binuclear cluster domain containing protein
Exons: 4
Coding region: 1-2169 (722 amino acids)
Source: RefSeq, a predicted model, not a curated record
AUGACAGUCGUGCAUCACGGACACGAUGUGAUGGGGGCCGACCCUGUACAUCACCGACGUGGCGGUCCCAGAAUCCGCAAGAAGACUGCUUCCAACUCACCGCCGCGCGCCUCAUUGAACGCUCAUCCACAAGAGGCUGACAGCCUUCUGCUUCCCGACGCAUCCCAACAGCCUGUCGACGUGCAAAACUAUGUCGACCCUGGCGCCGGACUCGGCCAGUUGCCGGACAUGCCUCAAGACAGCGACUUCAUUUUUGACAGCCUCUUCCCCACGGCCUUCUCCACCGGCGUGUUCGACGGCGUGUCCGUACCACAGGGCAUCCUCCCGGUGCCUGCAACGUCAGGACCUCUGGUCCGUACCUAUCGCAGCGACCGCACACUGCUCCAGGCCUACUACUGCUGGAUACACCCUUACGUACCGAUUUUGCCACCACCUGAGACAUCCCCACCGGUCGACGAGCCCAUCCCGCUAUCGCAAAAUGAACCACCUCUGGAAGAGGCCUUCGAACCGUCAACACCCAUUGCCCUUGCCCUCUCGGCCGUGCUCGCUCUGAUCCCAUGUGCCGAAGACACAAACCCGUCCGGCCCGGACUCCGUCCUGUUCCGCCGUAAGUGUGCGCAGUUUUUUGCACAGUCUGCCAUUGAAUCCAUCGAAGCCGAAUCGGAAAUUCCGCACUCGGCAACAGAGCCGCACAAGGCACUCGAAUCAUCACCACCACCGGCCGACCAUCGGCCCUUCCACCCCCGCGUCCCUGUCGAGCUUGAGAGCAUCAUCGCCCUCGACUUGCUCAGUAUCUACGAAUAUGCGCAGCGAGGCAACAUCAAGAAGAUGCGCACGCGCGCAGGGCAAGCAUUGAUGGAGGCCAUGACAUCCUUCUCGCUACACACGCAGACAGACGACAGCGAUUUCUUUGCAGAGGCCAAGCGGCGGGUGUGGUGGAUGACCUAUGUCUGUGCGACGCAGAGCUCGAUCGUGAGCAACACGCCUCCUCCGCUGGAGCUGUACAACGCGUCGUUCACGACCAAGUAUCCUACAUUGGAUGUCGAUCCAGAAGCAUGGCCCGUCUUCAUCGAGUCCCAGCAAGCAAUACUCGCAGCGACGCAAUUCGUCAUCCAAAUGAACAAGGCCCUGGCCACGCAAGGUGACAUGGAGCCAAUCUAUAAGAAAAUGACAGACCUGGAGAGCCGCAUAGCGCCCAUGGUAGAACGCUCCGAGAGCUGGGCAUUCAGCGGUUGCCUGGCACCGGUUGUCGAACCCGCCGAGACGUGCUUGAUACGGACGCUACGGAGCAUGGCUCGCAUCAAAAUAAACAGUGCCCGGGUAAAGGUGCACCGGUACUGCGCCUUUUACGACGUGCCCAUCUUUAGUGGCAAGCACUGUGACCUCAAGUCUACCUCGGAGGUGGCCCCGGACGGCUACGAGCCAUUGCCGUGGCCAUUGUGCUGCACCCCUCUUAGCAGCCUUCAUUCGGCAAGCAACUCGCUCCCCCACAGCCACUCAACGACCAACUCAACGAAGACUUCCGGGAGCCCGGAGAGCUUGUCGUAUGUCUCGUCCCUCGGCUCGCCACCACAGACUGGUACGGCCUCACCGCCAACGACAAACCACCAACAGCAGCUCGAGGCCGCCAUUAUGGUGGCAACGAUGAGCGACGUUGAUAUGGCGGGCAACCACGCCGGCGGCGCUCACGACAGCGGCACCACAAGCAGCGUCAACAACGGCAACGGCAACAGCAACGGCAGCAACACGAGGGUGCCUUUCAGCAGUCACUACUCCGCCAAAAUCUGCUUACGAUCCGCGCUCAACAUUGCGCGCGGGUUUGACGGUCUUCCAUACCCUAACCCGUCGGGUCAGUACGGACUGGAGCUCGGCUUCCUGUCGCCAACAUCGCCCAUUGUAGCGCCACGGAUGCUGCCGUCGUUUGUGUGCUGCGCAAUGCAGGGUGCAUAUGUGUUCCUGUCCAUCUACCGGAAGACCAAGGUCCUGCAGCCAAGCACAUCGAGCAACGGCUACCUCGUCAGCAUGCUUGUGCAACUGCAACGGGGGUUGACGUCGAUCCUGGCAGCACUGGAGAACUACGCGACCGCGUUUGAGGCGUUGCGUUCGAUGCGAGAUCAAAUUCGCCUCUCGGCCGAAAGCCUGAUGUUACUGGAGGAACCAGUUCCUUGA